AUGGCAGUCCCAGUUCUGUGUGUAUAUGGUGUGUUGGUUAUAUUAUUGAAUGUUUUUUUCAUCCUAUAUUUUGGCAGGAAAAAAAUGAACUCGAGCCGCAGGCAUCACCUCAAGAGUCUGAUCCUGCAGAUUGCUUUUAGCUGGCUGGAAGAUGAGAAAAAAGCUUUGGCCGAGCAGAAGAAAGCUCACAUGGCUGAGAAUUGUCCCCCUCCCGACUUGAGUGGAGAUCAGGCCGCGCUUAUGGAUGUGUGCAGGAAACUCCACGCCGCUAUCGACAAGCUCGAUGAAGAGCGCUACGACGCCGAGGCCAAAGUGAACAAAACCAACAAGGAGAUUGAGGACCUGAACAUCAAGGUAGUGGACUUGCGUGGCGUGAAGAAACCGGCCCUGAAGAAGGUGCGCAUGUCGGCUGACUCCAUGCUGAAGGCACUGCUGGGCUCCAAGCACACUGUCAACAUGGAGCUCAGAGCCAACCUCAAACAAGUCAAGAAAGAAGUAAAGGAGGAGCCUACAGAGGCAGUGGGCGACUGGCGUAAGAACAUCGAGGACAAAGCUGACAGGAAGAAGAUGUUCGAGAGUUCCUAA
Messenger RNA from Nerophis lumbriciformis (worm pipefish), 585 nucleotides. The record is from RefSeq and is a predicted model, not a curated record. Lineage: Eukaryota; Metazoa; Chordata; Actinopteri; Syngnathiformes; Syngnathidae.